Aquila chrysaetos chrysaetos is the source of this 6222-nucleotide messenger RNA. RefSeq names its product cilia and flagella associated protein 251 (gene CFAP251). Bases 2387 to 5701 code for a protein of 1104 amino acids. Gene Ontology annotation, cellular component: sperm flagellum. Gene Ontology annotation, molecular function: protein binding. NCBI's taxonomy places the organism in Eukaryota, Metazoa, Chordata, Aves, Accipitriformes, Accipitridae. The record is from RefSeq and is a predicted model, not a curated record. The transcript is spliced from 23 exons.
AGAGCCAAAGCCCAGGUAAGGUGUGAGUAUUCAUUAGCGCUUCACAAGCAGGUUGCGGCAUAAGUAACACAUCACAUGUAAUGAGCAAUUUUGUUAUAACUGUUAUUAACCAUACUUGAAAUGGGCUGAAAAAGUGGACUAAACCCCAGACUUUUAAAUUAUUCACACAGGGCUCUGUUUUAAAUUGAGUAGGUUUACUCUUUUGGUAUUUCAAGCAUUUGUGUUUCACCAUACAGUCCAACAGAGCAGAUUCUUGCUGAAAUGGUAAAGCUUCAAAGCAAAGCUCCUUGCUUGGUGAUUCCUGUAGGUUUCACAGUGCUAUGGAGGAAGCAUUACUGCAGCAGCCCAUGGCAGUGUUCCUUGGAUGAGAUUGUAUCUAGCAGAAUGGGAGGUGUUUUGGGACCUUCUGUCGCAUGUGCAUCCUGCCUUGCUUUACCUGAGCAGUUCUGAGGCUAAGCCUGCACUGCUGAACUUCACCAGGUGCUGUGACCCACAAAGGACACUGCAUCUCCUAAAUCCCCUGUGAAAUCCCACUAGAAAGCAGUGUCAUGUCCCUGUCUGUAGUUCCAAGGUAAGUACCUCCAUGGGGUUGUUCUGUAGGAGGGCUGAGUCUGUGCAUGGGACCACAGUGUCAAAAGACUUGUGUAAAACAAGAUUUUUUUUUUAAAAUGCAUCUUGUAUCAGGUUUAGGAGCUCUGUUUUUUUGCAAAAGGGGUUUUCGUAUUUGUAGGUGCUGCUGCAGUUUUUAAAUGUGUGACUGUCCGCAAGCUGCCCCUAUCUUCUGUCCCCAUAAAAUGGAAUGUAGGUGUAAGUAUGUGGAUAAAUUGGGUAUGAAUUGGCAGCUGCAGUGUCAGGGGCUGGCCUUUGCCAUGUGUAGUUGGGAUAUGUGUCUAGGUAUCCCAGCUGUGGCUAGCUUUUACCUGAGCUGCAGAUGAAUCUGGGUCUAGAUACCAGUCCAGGAGAAGAAAAGCUUGCGGGACGCAUCCUUCCAGGCCUUUGCAUUUGUGCCUCCUGGGAUGAAAUGAUCUAGAAAAUCCCAGCCUUCUGUACCGCUCUUGAAAUGAGGUCAGGGGGUCAGUCUAGCCCCAUAAUUCCUGCUCUGGGGCAGCUCAUUUCCCUUUCAACAUGAAGGGUGUCUGCAUGCCUCAGUUGGCUCCUGGCUCUGCGAGGAUUUUGUAGAAGUACAUCCUGUAACCUUAUGUCCUAACCGCUGCGUCCCCAGCCCCUCUGGGUGCGUGUCCUGACUAGAGCGGGUUGAACGAUCCCAAUGAGUGUAAUAAACACAGAUUAUGUUGCGAAACCCACUGUGGGUAGGUAUGGUUUGGGCUUCUUCAUUAGACCACGCUCAAACCUCUGCCGUAGGACCAGAGCAGAAGAGGAGCUGCUCUCAGAAUAAACAGGAUUUUCAUGCUGGAGAGUAGAGAUGACUCCCUGUAUUCUAUAUGAUCAGGGAAUGUGGACUGGAUGAUGCUGGGUGGGAACAAAAGCACCAUGUCUGAGCAAGCUUGAUGUGCAGGUGCUGAUGCACUGAGCAAGGCUGCUUUCUUGCACCUAGCAGAGAUGGGGCUUAAGGAUCAAAUCCCUGCUCCUGAAGCCAUAAAACUCCUCCAAUUCUGAGCAGCGGGUUGUGCCACAGAGGAGGAGUUGAGAGCAGCCACAUUUUGAUGACCUGCCUGCGCAGCAGCCUCUUCAGGUCGAGGAAAUAAUGUGAGCUGGUAAGAAAAAAAAAAACAAAACCACACCUCCUUUCCUCUCCCAGCAGGGUACUACGCUCUCACUGGGCAGAAGGAAAAACAAAUUAGAUUUAGAAAUUGUUAUUAUUUGAGCUUAACGGCAAGGCUGAAGUCAACAGUUGGGAGUGCUUAGAGCUCGUUAUCUGCGGUAGUGAAGGCGAUAGCUUGGAGUGAUCCCUGGGAAUGGGGUUCCCUGUGCAAGUGCCAUCCUGGCAGAGAGCUGGGGACUGCGGGGGGACCUGGCAGUGUUUGGCAGCUGGUUUUUCUUGCUUUGACUCUACUUGUCCUGCUCAGUGGUGCCAACGGAGCAGAAGCUGCCCACAACCCCCCAUGGGGGGGCAUCGGGUAAAGAGCCCUCAUCCCGUUCCCCAGGCAGGGCGAGGGUUCAGUCCCAAAGGAGUCCGGCGAUGCCAAGAAGGGCUUUGUCACAGCCACGAACAGGAUUUAGGCUUGGGCACGGCGCGGGGCUGAACGUCCCCCAACACCACCAGGUUUCUGCUUUGGGCAGGGUUUCAGCGCUGCCUCUCCAUGGCAGCCAGUGGGGAUGAGGAGGGUCCCCCCUUCUCUCCCCGUACAGCCCGGUGCUUUCCGGGCUGCCGUUGGCGCAGCCGUUGGCGCAGCCGGUGGAGCCGUUGCUUGGGAACGGCAGUCGGAUGCAAACAGAAGCAGGGACUGGUGUGCCGAGCAUCUCUGUGCCCCAGCUCCCUGGAAGGAGGGUGAGGAUGGAUGGUUUACGUGAAAUUACACUGGACGACCCAAGUGGGGGAAGAGAUGGAGUAAGCAGCGAGCCCAAGGAGACAUCCCAGGACAGACAGACAGCCCGGGAGAUGGCCGUGUUGCCUGAGCGGGACCCUCUUGCUGCUGCCAAGGAGAAGAAAGGAGCACCAGAGGAUGCUGGAGCAGAUCCACUGUUGGGUCUCCUGUGGUCUCCUUCAGGGAUGGGGAUCCCAGAUACCCUGCCCAGCACCUGGGCUGCGAGGCAAGACACGACCGCCUUGAGGACUGCCCUGGGAGAAGACACUGCUGGGACAAUGCUCUUGGAGGGUGCUGGACCCCCUGGACCACACCCAGCACUGCCUGAGCCCAAGGGGACCGUUUCCAACCCUCGCUCAGGCUGCAGGGAGCAGGAAACACAAGAGAGGAGCGGGGAGGACGAUGGGUGCAAUGGCUCUGCCAGCUUGGUGUGGGCAGCCACGCCAGGGAUGCUCUUCCAGGAGGAUAAGCAGACCAAACUUCACCCCCUUAGCCUGUCCUGGGUGUUGGGCUACAACAGCAGCCUGGCCGUGCACAGCCUGAUGGACGGGGAGGACCGGGUGCUCCUGUAUGUCUCCUCCCACACGGUGGUCAUCCACGAUGUCCUGGGGAACAGGCAGUCCCACCUGCAGGGCCACACGAAUGUCAUUUCUUGCCUGUGCGUGAGUGAAGACAGACGCUGGGUGGCAACCGCCGAUCGAGGGCCAGACGCUCUGAUCAUUGUGUGGGACUCCUUCUCCGGGAUACCGGUGCGCACCAUCUUUGAGAGCCAUCCAGAGGAUGGGGUCAGUGCUAUUGCUAUUUCCCAGGAUGCAAAGUAUUUGGCAACCAUUAGUGCUGGUACAGUGCAGAGAGUUUGUGUUUGGAAGUGGACUUCGCCCACAGAGAAACCCAUGUGCAGCACGGAGCUGAGGCCUGAGUUUGGGUAUCAGGAUUAUGUAAUUUUUAACCCUCAAAAUCCCUGUGAGUUUGUCAGCAACAGCAAAACCCAGGUGAUAUUUUACCUGUGGGGCGAUGCUGGUUUGCAGUACGGAGCGCCGCUCCUGAGCAUCCAGACCUUCAACAGUGUGGUGGGACACUUCAGCCAGUCAGUUUUUCAUUUUAACAACUCCCAAGCUCUGACGGGCACCUCUGCUGGGAAGCUGGUGGUGUGGGAUGUGGUCGGUCCCCGCACCCCCUCCAAGGAACUGCAGGCCAAGCCGCACAGCAUGAAGGCCACCAAACUGGUGCCUAUGCAGAAGGACAGCCUUACUGUGCUCAAGGUGCUUGAGAGCUGCAUAGUAACAGGUGAUGUGAAAGGUCAGGUUAAAUUCUAUGACGGGCAGCUGCAGCUCCUCACCUGCUACAGCCACAGCAAAGUGGGUCCCAUUCGGUCCAUCUCUUUCUCCAAAACCCCUCCUGAUCCUCCCAGUGCCUCCCCAGCCUGCUCCACCUCCUGCAUUCCCAGCAGCCAGCCCUUCGUCAUCAGGAACUUUAUCCUUUCAACCUCCAAUGCAACUGUGCUCCAUGUUGCAACAGACAGGACAAACUUUGAAAAAGUCAUGGAAGAGGCGAAGAAAGCUGUGAACGCUGUUGCCUGUCACCCCCGGCAGGCACUUGUUGCUGUGGGGAGUGACUGUGGGCUGCUGAAGGUGUGGGACUACCAGCAGACCAAGCACCUUGUUAGCAGGAUAUUCACUGAGGCCGGCAUCCAGUGCUUGUCCUAUGACCCUCAAGGUUAUUUUCUGGCCGCUGGUUUUACUGAUGGAAGCGUUUACAUCCUCGAUGCCAUUUCCCUUCAGUCUAGCUGCAGAGAGUUCAAGUUCUCACGUGGUCCCAUAACUCAUAUUAGCUUCUCUCAUGAUUCAGAGUACUUCGCAACUGCUGAUGAGAAAUACUCAGUGACUGUUUACAAGAGUGUCCUGCAAAAUGGGAGCAGAUGCUGGGAACACCUAGCAGGGCUGCACUCCCACUACAAACCCAUCCGGAGCAUUCUCUUUGGGGUCCAGUUAGACAGCAACGAGCCCAGGCUCCUGAGCCUUGGAGAGGACCGGCAGCUGGUUGAAUAUGACCUGAACAGCAGCAGCAAGGACCACUUGGUGGUCUUGCACAGGGACCGCAUAGAGCAGAUUGCUGUGCCCCUGUGCUUGGCCUGGUACCCACAGCUCAGCACCGAGUCCUUUAUCCUCACUGCCAACAACUGCUACAAAAUGAAGCUCUACAACACAACGACCAAAAUGUGCAGAAAGACCCUUUUGGGACCAACCUAUGGCUCCCCAUUGGAGAAGAUACAAAUCCUCCCACCAACAAACUCUACAGACCCCCAGAAACGCUAUCUGGCAUACAUUACAAAGGACAAGGUGGGCUUGCAGAUUUUGCCUGUCGAUGGCAACCCCCACAAAUCCUCAGCUUUCAUUUGCCACCCGGAUGGUGUCUCUGACCUUGCUAACUCCUAUGACGGAUGUUACGUCUUUACAGUGGGGGGGAAUGACUGCACUCUUAUGAAAUGGGAGGUCAACCUAAAUGCCUUGGAUGCUGCUGCUUCCCUGGGUGGGGAGGACUUGAUCCCAUUCUACAACCUACUGGAUGGUGGCAGAGAAGGCGAAUUCUUCAGGGAACUGGAAGACUAUUUUUACUAUGCACAGCUGCGCAGCCAUGGUAUCGAUACACUGGAGACCAGACAGGUGUCAACGCAUAUUCCCUUGGAGGAAAUUCCUUCUGUAAUGAGAGCAAUGGGAUUUUAUCCAUCAGAGGAAAAGAUUGAAGAAAUGAUAAAUGAAGUAAAAUUCAGCAAGUAUGUGGAUACUGGAGAACAAGUGACAAAAAUCAAUUUAGGGGAUUUUAUCAAACUUUAUAUAAAUCAUCGACCUGCGUUUGGCUUGUCAAUGAAAAAAAUACAACAAGCAUUUCACGUUCUUGGUUAUGAUAAUGAGAAUGGAGACAAAGUUAUUGACAGAGGAGACUUACUGUUGCUGCUUCAGUGCAGAGGAGAGCAUAUGACAGAGGACGAGCUGGUGCAGUGUCUGACCACCCUGCUGGGCAGGUGUCCUGCAGGAGGAGGAUCUGAACUGGACACCUAUGAUCCCUCAGGUGCAGCAGCUUUGACUGAAGAAGAAAUUCCAGCAGAAAUCACAGCGGAGAUAUUCACUACUGACAUUCUUGGCUUACCUAUUGCUGAACCAAAGAACAGAAAAAAAAGAGAUGAAUCUUUGAUCUACAAAGACUCAGAAUCAUAGCUGCCACAAAGUUUUCUACUCGUUCCUACUUUCCAGUCUCCUCUCCUCAAAUAUCUGCAAAAUUUCUAUUUUGUGUUUAUUACAAAGUAAAGGUCACAUAGUUUCAUAUUAAUCAAACUCUAGAAUAAGCCCCCAGUUUAGCACAUGCCACAAACCUAUGGGAGCAAACCUACGUAGGGCAACACUGGGGUGGCUGUAAAGAACGAAGCAGUAGUUACUGCACUGUCUUCUUGCAUUGGCCACCCCAUCCUUGGCUGGAAGCUUCCUAGAAUUCGUUUCAGGUGGGCUUAUGCCAGAUGCAGUCUAUUUUCAUUACAUUAAGACAGUAUUUAUUUGUGAAACCUGACAGCAAAAGAGCAAUCGAAAAGUAUUGUAUUGAUUAAAUACACUGAUAAAUGUAGUGUAUAAAAUGCUUGGAUAGGUUAGAAUGGAUUUGCAAUUAUAAAUCCAAUGGACCUCAGUAAAAAAAAAGGAAUGCGGUGAUAUAUAUUAAAACCAGAUUUCCAUUUUGGCCUUUAAAA